Molecule: messenger RNA, 4498 nt
Organism: Mytilus californianus (California mussel)
Lineage: Eukaryota; Metazoa; Mollusca; Bivalvia; Mytilida; Mytilidae
Product: alpha-tubulin N-acetyltransferase-like
Exons: 9
Coding region: 97-1455 (452 amino acids)
Biological process (GO): alpha-tubulin acetylation
Cellular component (GO): microtubule
Molecular function (GO): tubulin N-acetyltransferase activity
Source: RefSeq, a predicted model, not a curated record
UGGCAGCUACCAAGACAUGGCGGAAGAUGAAUAUUGUCAGUUAGUUAGUUAGUUAGUUUAGAACUAUACUGCUUGCUGUUGAUCUUUAAAAGAAAAAUGGAAUUUGAUUUCAACAUCAAUUAUUUAUUUAAAGACACAGUAACAAAAUUAGAUCACAAAGUUACACCAUAUAGGAAGAAUGCAAAUGGCUAUGAUUAUGUCACAUUACGUAAACAACUAUACCAAGUUAUUGAUCGGAUGGGAGAGGCUUCUGCUAGAGCACAAGGUUUACAUGGACCUAUUACUUUAGCAAGAAAGUUGGAACUGUCUGAUCAUAUAUUGUAUGUUAUCAAAGAUGCAGAAGCUAACAGUGGAAAGGGUGCUGUGGUAGGCAUACUAAAGAUAGGACAUAAAAGAUUGUUUGUGUAUGAUAGUCUAGGUCGUCAACAUGAAAUGGAACCUCUAUGUGUUUUGGACUUUUAUGUACAUGAAUCCAGACAGAGAAUGGGUUGUGGUAAAAAGUUAUUUGAGUACUUUUUGAAGGAACAGAACAUUAAUCCAAAACAUUUAGCUAUAGACAAGCCAUCGUUUAAAUUUAGUAGCUUUCUUAACAAACACUACAAUUUAAAGGCAGUUGUUUCACAGGUGAACAAUUUUGUAGUAUUUGAAGGAUUUUUUAAUGGUAGAACAGAUAUGCAAGGUAGACGUAAUGGUAAACCUCCAGUUCAUCCUCCGCGGUCUCAUUAUCAUUACAGACAAGGGGGGAACAGUCCAGAGGAUGAUGUAAUCAUAAGAAGACCUAAUGGCAUCCAUUCAGCACAGAAUUGGCACACAAGGGACCGUCCGCCAUCAGGGCGAUUCUCUAAAGCAUCACAUAAUACUUACCCUGCCAGAAAUGAUGAGCAUCAAAUUGUAAAUGAUCAGAAUCUUGCCAAUCGACCAUUGUCAGGCCAAAUGUUAAAUACUGAUGUCAUCAAUGAAAGACUGAACCCCCAACUAGAUUUGCAACAGCUCACUACUGCUGCUGAUCGUGCUUUAGGUGCUAGGGCAAACUUAUACAGUCGUCAUGGUAACACACCACCUGGGUCAAGGCCAUCAAGUAAUACUCAACGGCCAACUAGUAACACUAGGACUACAAGUAAAACUAACAAUGACCAUGCUAUUAACAGGAACUACAAUGAUAUUGGUCGACCAGACAGCCCUCCAUUACUUCAGAGAAAUGGUCCACAGACAAACUUCAAAGACAAGUUGAAUUUACAUCAAGAUUAUCAAGGUCGUACUGGUCAUUUAAAAUAUUCUCCAGAUACAAAUGUUGGAAGUUUGCCACAGAUACAACAAAAGCAAAGUCCAAAUCCAAGCAGUCUCUACUCACCAUCAUGGAGAACUAAAACUGAUUAUAAUUGGACUGUGAAUGGACAAGUUCAAAAUCAUCAGACUAUAUCACAGAGACAUUAUACACAUACACGACUGUGGUGAUUAAUGAUAUUGAAUAGUGUGUUUAUGAUUUUGCUGAGGAAAGAAAACUAGAAAGAACAUAUAAGAAGGAUGUGACAGGUUGCAGAAGGUCUCAGAUUUUCAUCGACAUAAAGUAAAACUGUGUUCUCAUAAUACAAUGUUGCGAUUACAAACUAUAUAUUGUAGAAGUGUAUGUCAAUUUAAAACUAUCAUGUCUCUAACAAUUAAAAAAAUGUCUUCUUAAGGUGCUUAAUUGCUAAAGGACAAGAUUGAAUAAUUUAUGUUUUGAUUUUUUUCAAUUCUUCAGCCCUAUUGAUUUUAGAUAUGACUAGCAGCUGUUCAAUAGAAUAUCUUAAGAGGGGAAAUAAUUCAUGCUAGAAAUCCUUAGUUUUUGCAGAAUUAAAUCACAGCUUUUCUGUACAUAAAAAAGAUUAUGUUACUUAAAAUGUAAUUCUGUCGUCACUACAGUGUAGAUUAAAAACCUCAAAGAAGCUGUUUCAAAAGGGAAUGUUUUACUUUAAUUACUUAUUAACUGACCUAGUCUAGCUUGGUCUGACAGGUAAUUCAUAAAUAGAAUAAUUCUGUCUAGCCUAUGACGAAAGUCACAGAAGAUUAGGCUUACCUAUUAAUUUUCUGGUGAGGGCAAUGGCAUUAACAAAUAUAAUUACUUUUAUAUCUUAAUCCAACUUUCAUAUAGAUGAACAAAGCUUUGUAUGGAGGUUGUUUAUGAUGAGAUUGUAUUCUGAUCUUGACCUCAUUUUAACAUUCAAAAAAUUCCUUUAAUUGGCUUAAGUUAUGGUUGGUGUAUUCAGGAUAAAGACAGGUUCUCUGAACAUGUCUACAAUACUGCAGCUUUGUUGUUUCCUAAUUGUCAAUCAGAGCUCUAGUGAUGAUAUUUUAAGUUUUUAUAAUUCUGCCUGUUUGUCAACAACAUGACAGAGUCAAAAAUAUUUGGUGUGAUGAUUUUUUUAGAAGUAUAUGUCAGACUGAUAUACUGUGGAUUCAUUAUUAUUUGUGGGACACCAAUUUUUGUGGUUUUCAUGGGUACAGGCAACCCAUGAAUUUAAAUGUUUAACAUGUACAUGUUUUCUAUAGGCUGGUAUGCAAAAUUUUGUAAAACCAUGAAACCAAAUAUCCACGAAAAGAUAAUUUUCCAUUAAUUCACAAAGAAUAAAUUUAUCCACUGUAUGUGACAUUGCAAUGACCUCGUUUUUAAGAGUUUAUUGACCUUUAGAGUUAUUAAACAUACAGUAUGGGAAACUAUUAAGUGAGUCAGAUUUUGUUUCCAAAUUUCUGUAGAUUAAUGAUAUAUUUUAAAGGCUGAUAAACAAUUUAAAUUAUAGAGCUGACAAAUUAUAUUUAACUCACUGCAUAUAAAUUAAACAGGGCUCUGUUUAGAAUAAACUAUUUAAGAAUUAAAUGCCUUAUAUAUUUCAACUAUAUUCAUGUUUCCUUUAAAGGGUUACUUUACUCACCUCACACAUUAUAUUUUACCUACCUAUAUGCAUAUAUGUGAAUAUCAUAAUUUCAAUUUAAACAUAGUUCAUGCAGUCCUUUUUACAUCUGUAUAUUUUCUGCUGUAAAUUAUUCAGAAAUAAAUGAAGUGCUAAGUUGUUCAUAAUAAUAUUCAUCACUGUGGUUUUUUAUAUGUCUUUCAAAUUGUUAUAUUUGCUAUCAUUUCAAUGUCAAAUAGACCAUUUAAUUGGUGUUAUUUUUUUUACACCGCACUUCUUAAUGUGGGCACACUGUAUGUAGAUGUGACAAUGAAAAUUGUCUCAUGUUUGAAACAAAGUCAGUUAGUCAUUAAUAAAUAAUGAUGUUUUUUCUCACUUGAAUCCAAGUCAAUGAAAUCAGAAAAUAAUAUGGUAUGUCUCAUAGUUUCAGGUUUCAUAUUGUAAUUACAUUGGUGCAAGUGACAAAAAAGUAAAAAAAUACUCCAAGGAAAAAUCAAAACAGAAAGUCCUUUAUCAAAUGGCAAAACCAAAAGAUCAAACGAACGGAAAACAACGGUCAUAUUCCUGACUUGGCACAGGCAUUUCCUUAUGUAGAAAAUGGUGGAAACUGAAAUAUAUUCAUUGUAGAUUUGAAGGGACAGAUUCAGGGUUCCAGGAAAAUGGGUGUAAUUGUCGGUAGUGGUAAAAAUAGCAACAAGUGUAGCAAGACAAUUUUUUGUUAUUGUUUUUUGCCAAACAAUUUCAUUUAUUUCAAUCAUGGGCAUUAAGCAUAUCUACCAGAUCUUCAUGACAAUAGCCUAUUAUUUGCAUUAUAAAAAUAAAGCAAAGACUGAAACUUUUUGACAGCACUUUUCUAUGAUUGAGUUAUGAAUAUUUGUAAUUACCUCAUGAUCAUGCAAUACCAUGUAUAAGUGUGUAUCAAAGAAAACAAUAAAUGCUUCAAGGACUGAAGAUAAUGUUCCUUAAAUCAUUUGUUUGGCAUCUUGAAGUGAAAUUAUUCUGUUUUCAAAUAAUGAAUAUUUAAGGUUUUUGGUUUGUUACAUAUAAAUGUAAUAUUGCUAUACAAUAAAAAUUACAAUCUUUUUCAUUUUCUGGUAUAUGAUAAGCAUGAUUUGUUGACUAUAUAUCUACUUAUUAACACUGCCUUUUUGUACAUAAAUUCUGGCUGUUUCUAUUUUGUGUCAAAAAAUCCAUCAUUAAGUCUUAUUUAAAGCUUGAUUGGCUGUAGAAUGAGCUACAUAGCAGCUUUCUGGCAAUAAAGUGUUUUCAAAAGUGCUCCUUUUUUUGAAGAAAAAAAAUACUUUGAAUUACUUUUAUGUUGGUGUUCAUUUUACAAAUUGUAAUUGUACUUAGAAUGAAAUUAAAAGUAGUUUUGUCUGCUGUUGAUCCAAUAAUUGCUUAGAUUAUGUUUAUGUAAAAUGAUUGUUACUUUAUUUUUAAACUAAUAUAAGGUGGUGUUGUUCUGUUGACAGAACUUUAAGGAAUGUUAUGUAAAUGAAAUUGUUCUAUGUUAAAAUUACAUGUUUAUACAUGUUUUCUAAUGCAGGAAAUAUGAAAAAUAAUUACAAAGAAGAAAAUGUUAUAGAAAAAAAUAAAACAAAAUCCAUGAA